Cephus cinctus (wheat stem sawfly) is the source of this 1130-nucleotide messenger RNA. RefSeq names its product lysophospholipase D GDPD1. The transcript is spliced from 8 exons. Gene Ontology annotation, molecular function: phosphoric diester hydrolase activity; phosphatidylcholine lysophospholipase A1 activity. Gene Ontology annotation, cellular component: endoplasmic reticulum membrane. NCBI's taxonomy places the organism in Eukaryota, Metazoa, Arthropoda, Insecta, Hymenoptera, Cephidae. Gene Ontology annotation, biological process: glycerophospholipid catabolic process. Bases 107 to 1078 code for a protein of 323 amino acids. The record is from RefSeq and is a predicted model, not a curated record.
UUUCCAUCUAUAUAUUUUUUCUGGUCGCCGGUUAUCGUCUGCUAGAAUUGACUGGAAUGAUUGUUUGUCAUUUUAUGAUUCUCCGUUUCUCGACGAACAAUAGAAAAUGUUAUUGUACGCGAUAAUUGGUAGCUAUGUUAUAACUUCAGUGAUUCUUUUUAAAUAUCCGACAUUAAUACAUAAGAAAAAGCGAAUAAAAUUCACAUGCCAUCAUAUCAGUCAUAGAGGAGGUGCCGGAGAAAAUUAUGAAAAUACCAUGUAUGCAUUUAAACGAGCAGUAGCUAUUGGAACAGAGAUGUUGGAACUGGACUGCCACUUGACACGAGAUGGAGAAGUUGUUGUGUCUCAUGAUCAAAAUUUACUCCGUAGCACUGGAACUAAUAAAAAUAUUUCAGAAUUAAAUUACAAGGAUUUACCCUUGUUAAAACAACGACUGCCCAUUGAUUUUGACCCAGAAAAAGAAUUUGUUGGCUCUGAUAAUGUAGAAGAGCGACGUUUCCCACUCUUGCGUGAUGUAUUUGAGGCCUUUCCUGGUAUGCCAAUUAAUAUUGAUAUUAAAAUAAACGAUGAUCAACUUAUAACUAAAGUUUCGGAGUUAAUAAAGCAGUAUCAUCGUGAAGAUUAUACAGUAUGGGGUAAUUUUAGUGAUGAAAUAACGAAAAAGUGUUAUCGUACGAAUCCUAAUGUCAAUUUACUCUUCUCUAUGCAACGUGUAACUCUGUUAAUCAUUCUAAUGUAUACUGGCCUAUUACCAUUUAUAUCACUACGAGAAACUCACUUGGAAAUAUUCCUUCCGUCCAUAUAUCUUCGUCGCAAAGGGAGGCCAAGCUCCACAUUUUUGCCAUUGGAGAAAUUAGUAGUCCGGUCGAUAAACAUUUUAUUAAUGAGACCAUGCCUGUUUAAUCAUCUACGAGCUCGAGGAAUACACGGAAAUAAUACCACUUACCACUGGGUAUAUUUCUGGGUGUUAAAUGAGGAAGAAGAAUUCAAACGAGCCUUCGAUCUUGGUGCUACUGGAGUGAUGACAGAUUAUCCAACAAGAUUGAAAUUAUUUUUACAAAAUAAUGUACAUGAAUAGAUAUUUUUGAGGAACUAUUUAUUCAGGCAACAAUGAAAUAUGGUCACAAUUU